Molecule: messenger RNA, 1435 nt
Organism: Fomitopsis serialis
Lineage: Eukaryota; Fungi; Basidiomycota; Agaricomycetes; Polyporales; Fomitopsidaceae
Product: NAD-P-binding protein
Exons: 5
Coding region: 306-1391 (361 amino acids)
Source: RefSeq, a predicted model, not a curated record
GUCCUUGACCUGCUAGCAUAGGGUGAAGAAAUCGUUUCUUGUUCGACGCGGUGGACUAGCGAUUGUUUAUUCGGUCCCAGAGCGCGCACAAUGACUGACUGUUUGCAUCUCGCGUAGCCCCCGGGGUCCUUUCCACAGUAAUAUCGCUCUUUGCUUCGUCAUCUCCGAUGAAGUCGGGACUCCCCACAUGUUUCGCGCUGACCCAGCGUGUCUACUAGGGGUGUUAGUGGUGCGCCAGCCAUCGAGGAGAUAUAAAAUCACGCUAUAACAGGUUCGAAUCAAUUGCGAUCAUCCGACGACACGCUAUGGCUGCAUACUCGAGCACGAAAGUCAUUCUCGUCAUUGGUGGCACCGGGGCGCAGGGGCUCGCCAUCGUCGACAAGUUGCUCGCGCCCGCUGAAGAUGGAUCUCCAUCGCCGUACUGCGUACGGGUACUUACCCGCGACCCACAAAGCAAGCGAGCCCAGGAGCUCGCCUCAAAGGGAGUCGAGCUCUUCAAAGGAGCCUUCGACGAUUUCGAUUCUGUCGCUGAGGCUCUGAAGGGGUGCUACGGUGCCUUCGUCAACACGGACGGAUUCACCGUCGGGCAGGCGAAGGAAGUCUGGUGCGGCAUUCAUAUAUACGAACUGGCGCGAUACGCGAAGAUCAAACACUACGUCUGGAGCAACUUAGACUAUUUCUCGAGGAUCACGAACUUCGAUCCGAAGUAUAGGUGUGAGCACUCCGAUGGGAAGGGGAUCGUUGGCGACUUCAUGCAGGCCCAGCCGUCUGUCGUGAGCGACACAGACAUGUCCUGGACACUCAUCACGUCCGGGCCGUACAUGGAGAUGCUGCAGCACGCGAUGUUCGGCCCAGUCAAGCAGCGCGAGGACGGGACCGUCGUAUUCGUCACGCCCAUCGGAAAGGGGCACGUCAACAUGAUCGCCCUGGACGACUUCGGCUUCUUCGCCCGGUACACGUUCGACCACCGCGAGGCGACGUCCGGGCACGACCUGCAGAUCUCCAGCGACAAGGUCGACUGGGAGUACCUCCGCACGACGUUCGAGAAGGUGACGGGCAAGCGCGCGGAGGUGCUAUACCAGUCCUACGACGACUGGGUGAGGAUCCUCGACGGCGUCGACGUCCCGCUCGCGAACGAGCGCGGGCGGACGAGGGACGGGUCGAUCACGUGGAAGGAGAACUUCCGUGCGUGGUGGGCGAACUGGCGGGACGUCACUAUCAGCAGGGACUACGAGUUGCUGCGGAAGGUCAAUCCGAAGGGACACACCCUUGAGAGUUGGAUGCGGAAAGAGGGGUAUGGGAAGGAUCUGUGGGCGAAGGUAUCUUUCCUGAAGAACGCCGAGGAUAAGAAGGCUCCGUGGAUGAACUUUGAAUACGUUGCUACAUUGUGACUUGAGCGUGCUUAUAUAGGUUGACCAAGAGACCGUGAGUCGAC